AUGUCGUCACCCGCUAAGCCGUUGAAGCGGACUCGCGCCGAGGAGGAUGAGCACGAUGCGCUCGUCGCUGCCGCUGUUGCAGAGAACCUUGCAGCAGAUGCCGUUUCGGAACCGAAAUCCAAGAAAGCACGCGUGGAAGCCAAUCGCUCGCUCUUCGUUCGGUCUCUCCCUGCCAACGCCACCAGCGAAUCUCUGACCGACUUCUUCUCAGAGCACUUCCCUGUCAAGCAUGCGACCGUUGUCCUCGACCCGACCACCAAGGCAUCUCGAGGUUAUGGCUUCGUUACCCUAACAGAUGCCGACGAUGCCAAUGAUGCCAAGAAGAAGCUCAACAACUCUCUCUGGGAGGGCCGCCGUAUCAGGAUCGAUCUGGCCGAAGCCAGACAUCGCGACAACAAGGACAGCGUUGUCGGCGCAGCCGCCUCUAGUGAGAAGCAAAAGCGUGCGCAAGCGCUCGAGGAGGCUAGAAAACCUCCUAAGCUGAUUAUUCGCAACCUCCCGUGGACGAUCAAGAAUUCCGAACAAUUGUCCGCCCUCUUCCGCGCCUACGGCAUUGUCAAAUACGCCGAUCUUCCCCAAAACAAGGGCAAGCUCAAGGGAUUCGGUUUCGUCACCCUCAGGGGACGAAAGAAUGCCGAGACUGCCCUGAAAUCUCUGAAUGGAAAGGUCAUUGAUGGAAGGCCCAUUGCCGUUGACUGGGCUGUCGAUAAGAGCGAGUGGGAGAAGCAGAACAAGGACGACAAAAACGCUGAGGGGGACGAGAAGCCGAAGACCAAGAAGAAGAAUGCUGCGAAGGAGGAAAAGAAGAAGGCACCUAGCUCCAAGAAUGACGAAGAACCCAACGACGCGGACGCCGAUUUGGAGAAUUUCAUGAAAACUUUCGGAGCAAACUUGGAGGACGAGCCGGAGAGUGAUGACAACAAAGACGAUGAAGACAAAGACGAAGAGGACGAAGAUGAAGACGAGCUGUUGGACGAAGAGGACUUCAGUGACGAGGAGGAAGAGAAGGACUCCGCUCCCAAAAAGCAGGCAUCAACCGGCAACCAAUCAACGAUAUUCAUCAGAAAUCUUCCCUUUACUGUUACCGACGAGCAGCUCAAGACACAUUUCGUCCAAUUCGGUCUUGUCAGGUAUGCGCGUGUUGUCAAAGACCGGGAGACUGACCGCCCGGCCGGUACCGGAUUCGUCUGUUUCGUCAAGGAAGAGGACGCGCGAGCCUGCAUCAAGGGCGCGCCGCGUACGCAGACCAGCGCCCUCCCAACUAAACACUCUGUGUUGCAGGACGAGACUGCUGAUCAGGACGGUCGGUACACUCUUGAGAGUAGACUACUGCAAGUCGCGCAGGCAGUCAGCAAGGACGACGCCGAGCGCCUGGCUGCCGACGGCAGCGCGAAGAGACGUGAAAAGGACAAGCGUCGUCUCUUCCUGUUGAACGAGGGUCAAAUCGAUACGAGAUCAGCCUUGUACCAGAGACUGACCCCGUCUGAAAUCAAGAUGAGGGAGCAGAGCGCCAAUCAGCGCAAGAAGCUCGUGCAGAGCAAUCCUACACUGCACAUCAGUCUGACCCGUCUGGCUGUCCGCAACAUCCCGCGCGACAUUGGUUCCAAGGAGCUCAAGGAGCUGGCCCGCAAGGCCUGUGUCGAGUUUGCUACAGACGUCAAGGAGGGUAAACGCCAGCCCCUGUCCAAGGAAGAAAAGGUCAGGAGUGCAAAGGAAGCCAAGGACGCCGAGCACGAGCGCAAGCUGAAGCGGAAGGGUAUCGUCCGCCAAGCCAAGAUUGAGUAUGAGAGUCGCGAAGGCUCCAAGGUUACAGAGGCUGCGGGCGGCAGAAGUCGUGGGUACGGCUUUAUUGAGUACUCAUCCCAUCGUUGGGCGCUGAUGGGUCUGCGCGUUCUCAACGGCUACCAGCUGGAGAACGAGAAUGGCAAGAAGCAGCGGCUCAUCGUUGAGUUCGCCAUUGAGAACGCUUCGGUGGUUGCCAGACGCAAGGCCGCCGAGAAGAACCUGGACCGAAACAGGAAGAACCAAGACGAUAAGAAGGAGGGCGGCGAGGCCGAGGCCGCCGAGGCCGAGGGCAAAGAACUACCCAAGAUGGCCUCAUUGAAGAAGAAGGGCAAAAAGGGAAAGAAGGGCAACAUGAAUAAGGGCCCCAAGGAUGACAUCAAGAAGGAGGCUAAGGAGGAGACCCCAGGUGCUGGAAAGAAGUCAGGUGUGGCCCGCGAAGACGUAAAGCCGAUGUUGAUUGCGAGAAAGCGCCUGAUGAGGAAGAAGAAGUCUGACGGCAGAGGAAAGGCGUAA
Messenger RNA from Colletotrichum aenigma, 2298 nucleotides. RefSeq names its product putative RNA-binding protein. The transcript has a single exon. Gene Ontology annotation, molecular function: RNA binding. The record is from RefSeq and is a predicted model, not a curated record. Bases 1 to 2298 code for a protein of 765 amino acids. NCBI's taxonomy places the organism in Eukaryota, Fungi, Ascomycota, Sordariomycetes, Glomerellales, Glomerellaceae.